GGCGCACUCUGCGGAUCAGUCGCCCUCCAGCCACCGCCCCAGAUACGAGUUUAGCCACUUCCGGCCCUCCUCUUCGCUAGUCGGACGUGUGUCUCCUCUUUCGCCGCCCGACGUCCACCGGUGCUUCGCCUUUUUUUCCGUUCCCUUCUCACGGUAGCCGCCCGGCUCGUUCACGCGGAACCUUCCCUCUUCGGUUUCCGUUACGGCUUCAACCGUUAACUUCGUUCGUUCGCGGAUAGCAAGAGCACACGGCUAGGAAACAUGCUGAUCGGUCUCGUGCGCGACUCAGUGCUGCAGUGCUUCUGUCACAGCUGCAAGGCACCCCUGGGCAUCGUAGCGGGCGAUAGGAGGGGCAACGCGCCCUUCAAGAAGCCGAGCGGCAAAGGAAAGCCGCGGACCAAGCAGCCGAAGAAAGUGAAGUUCAUCACGACUGAGAUUCGAUGCCAGGAGAAAUCCAAGGGUGGACUCUGCUACGAGGUGAUCUUAGCGGAGCCGACAGUGCCGAAGAGAGCACCGUCGCCGCCGCAGACGAGCCCGACUCAACAAGUCGCUAUCGAGGACAAGCUCAGAGCGGCGGAGGAGAGAAGACUUUCGCUGGAGGCUCAUAAGCUCGCCGCUCUCGCCGCUAAGCUUAGCAAAAUCGAGGAAGCGGCUCGCAAGAAGGAUGAGCUUAGCGCCGCUUUCAUCGCUGCGACCCGCGAGUCGUUGCAUGCCAAGAUGAACAACACUGAGGAGAAGCGAGAGGCACACAUCGCGGAGCUGAAGAACAAGCUGAAGGAACAUUUCGAAAGUAUCGAGAAGAGUCGUUUGAGUCUUGAACAGCAGACCAAGGAGGUUCGUUGCGCCAUCGAGGAGAAGCUGCAGACCGCUGCUGCUCAACGCGAUGACAACAUCAAGAGGAUGCUGGUUCGCCUUAAGGAACAUGAAGAACAAGCGGCUCGCGUACGUCAGGCAAUAUCCGAACGCGUUCAACAGCUGGAGACCCAAAUUCAAGACAAGCUGGACCAGGCCCGUGAACGUCGCGAGGACAUCGAGCGCGAUCAGAAGGAAAAGCUACGUAAACAUAACACUGAGAAGGUAGCAAAAAUGCGCAAGGCAGCGGAAGACAGCACUCCGAAGAUAAGGUGCAUUUGUACGCAUAGGAUUGAUACUGCGGAGAAGAACCGAUGGCGAGAAAUUCAACGUCGUGUGGAGGCUAUUCGCCAGCAUGAGAUGCACGCCGAGAUGGUGAGACAGAACAAAGCGGCUCUGUCCGAGCUGUCGGCCAUGUACUCCGAGAACGAGACCGCCAGCUCUGGGUAAACGGAAUGGGAUCGUUCACGACCGCGAUCCUCGUUAAAAAUACCUUCUCAUCGUUGCAAUAAAUCGAGGAAAGAGGAGAGCCCGGAUUCGACUAACGGAGGCGCUUGCAGUGUCACUCGCUGAAUAGGUCAACGGAGUUCACGUGUUUCAAUUUCGGAAUAAAACCAGGAGGGUCGCGCCCGUCGUCCUCGACGAGGCUCCGCUUACGCUUUGUGCCAUUUUCGUUCGCUGGAUGAAACAAACAAACAAACUAAAGAACAAAAACACGAGAUAAAUUUUCAAGGAAACUUGCAAGCGAUCGUAGCUGCCGGAGAGAUUUGCAAUUUUAACGAUCAUUAUUUAAUCACAGCGAUUAAAUUAGGGAGACACGACGUUUGAUUAGAUAAGAGAGAAAAAGUAACACGGUGGCCGUGUGCCUCACCGUCCUCCUUUCUCUUCUUCUUCUUCUUCAUCUUUUUUUAAUAACCGUCUCCCAGUUUGUACUCGUGCAAGAAAAUUACUGCCUUCGUCUAACUGAAAACUCGUUUGUUUUUUAUGGGGAAAAGGAGGGGUUGCACAGAUAUAUUAUACACGUACUAAUCUAAGAUUUUGGAUACGACGUGUAAAAUAUUCAUUUUUCAGUUCUAACGUGCCUACCACUUACACGACUGUAGAUCUUCUACGAGAUGGCAUUAUAAUGAUUAACUUCUCUGUGUUUGUGAUUGAUUGUGUAUGUUGGCGUCACUGAUAUUUUAAGAUCUCUUUUUUUUUAUACAUUCUUUUUAAAUAACUCGCUUGUUUUCAAUAUAUACUUAUAUAUUAUUUCA
Messenger RNA from Nomia melanderi (Alkali bee), 2108 nucleotides. It is a transcript of the gene stai, whose product is annotated as stathmin. Gene Ontology annotation, molecular function: tubulin binding. Lineage: Eukaryota; Metazoa; Arthropoda; Insecta; Hymenoptera; Halictidae. Gene Ontology annotation, biological process: regulation of microtubule polymerization or depolymerization; neuron projection development; microtubule depolymerization. Gene Ontology annotation, cellular component: cytoplasm; neuron projection. The record is from RefSeq and is a predicted model, not a curated record.